This is a messenger RNA of Amoebophrya sp. A120, 8687 nucleotides long. Lineage: Eukaryota; Dinophyceae; Syndiniales; Amoebophryaceae. The record is from the annotation of a GenBank genome assembly.
AGAAGAGGAGAAUCAGUGAGAGAAAGUAGCCGCGUGAGAGAAACCAUUAAGUGACAGAAAUCCACGAGUGUAGUCUGUUUGUAUAGGACAAUCUACACACAGUCAGUAGAUACCGAGAAGCUUCAAGAACCAUCAGCACACCAUAGCGUACUAGAGAAAGUGCGCUGACGAGCCCAAGAUUGUCCAUCGUCUCUCCUGCACGUCUGUCGCCAUUUUUUUGUUUCCGGGCGAAGAUCUUUCGGUUUUCUCUUUGCUGCAGUUCUAUUCACCCGCCCGGCGCUGCUGGUGCGACUGGCAUAUUGCGACUCGUGUGACACACGGCGCAUUGCUUUGUCAUGCUGCUGGACAGGGCGACACAUCCGUCAAGCUGCAGCACGUCGGCUGUUGUCCGUAACAAGCGCCCGAUCAAACCCACAGCUUCCGCGAGCGACGCGGGGUCAUCAGACGGAAAACUCUUUUUCACCAGGAGGUCACCAUCCUCGUUUCCGACGAGAAAAUCUAAAACAAUGCGCACCAGCUGCCGACUAGCGACGCCGCUCUCCGCGCUCGCGGCGUCCGCGCUCUUCUCCGGUGGGCACCAGCAUCUUCCAGGUGGUAACAUAUUGUCCACCGCAAACGCGAUGGUGAUGAGCCGGGAGAUGUACCCGGAUAGCACUAAACAGAAGGUGCAAGACCGGCGAAAGGAGCGGCAGAUGUGCGGGAAACACACGUGCCAAGCCGAAAAAGACCAGUUUCGGGCGGAACACAACAGCCGCGUCGCCGAGAUUGACGCGUGGCUGCGACGCGGGUUGGAGGGGUGGUUUAUCAACGAAACGUGGAAGGAGCAGGACAACUUUGACAUGUGCGUGCAGUCGUACGAGGAUUACGCCGACACCAUGGCACUCGAUGACGAACUGCACCGGGAAAAAUACCACAUCUUGGAAGCGCUCACGCGGAAAGCCAGCCAGAAACCGGUAUACAGAUGCAGUUGAUAAUAUACAGCGGAAGCUGUCCUGUGGUUGGAUCUUUAACAUGGUCGCACACACGACCUUUCUGCUGUUGAGUCGCAAUCUUCGUGUGUAUUGCUGACGUGACUACGUAUUUGCCCCGUCGCCGUUUCAAGUACAUAAUUCUAUGAUUGUUUCGCACUCGCACACAGUAUCAUGAAAAUAUGCGACACGACUUGACUAACUUUUGUCGAUCAGGUUUUACGCAAGUUUGGCGUAAACCAGCAGGAGUUUCUGAAAGGCCCGAUAGAGGACGGGUUUGAACGCGGUUUGUUUCAGGAUUUGGCCACCAACAUUCUGAACGGGCAGCCCAUCUACCUGCAGAAGGACCGGUCGAAAGCGAACACCACGGAUCACUUUCUGGCGAUGCUGGACGAGGUAACGAAGACGAAAUUCAUGGAACAGCACCCGGACGGGAUAAUCCUGAAGCCGUCGGACGGGACGAAUUCCAUCGGCGUGGUGUGGAUCCAGAUUUUGUGGAACAAAUUUGAGAUCCGCAAGUACUUCGACCACGAGGCCCGGAUCAACGCAAAGAAACCGAGCGAGGAGGAACUGGAGAAAUUGGAUUUUGGCUACCGCACGUUCGCCUUCUACCUAAACAAGGACGAAUUCUUCACAUCCCGGAACCAAGUGCUAUCCUACCUCCUCUCGGAACACAUCCCGCACUACCACGAGUACAAUAAAGACAAUGGAUUCAAUCAGAAAAAAGCAGAACAUCUUUGUGUGAGUUUUCUGAUUUUUAGUCAUCUUCAUGUGUAGUAUCGAAGUGGGUCUUCACAGAUGAAUGUGAUUCUGAUUGCGUACAAAUGUUGAAGGUACAUGCAAAAGACCGUAUGGAAUCAAGUGACACGAAAGGCGCGGUGGUUUGUCGAAGAGAAAGUUCCCGUCGGCAGCAUGCCGCCCGUCACCUGGACCCCGAGACAGGUUCUGUCGGUGGAAACGUCGCCGCUAGAGAUCCGCGUUAACGUGAUGUGCAGAGAGGUAUACUUCUUAAAGUAGUUUAAUAUGCCCAACAGAAAUUUCAUUUUUUCGCCGUUUUGCUUCAUGUCUCGAUUUCGAGAGAUUGAUCGCGAUUGUUGCAUCCAAAAAUCAUUUUCAAAAUUUCGUCAACAUGCUUCAUGCUUGUUCCCUGCAUUUCUCAUGAUCGAUCAACAUCAACUGCAGAUUUUGGGUUUUUGGAUUAGCAUCGAGGGCAACGAGUUCGACAACUGCUUGCACAAAAACGGAACGUUUGGCAUCAACAACCCGGAGCUGUGGACCGUGCUGGCGAACAACUGGGGCGGCUUGGAUGAGAACCCGCGGGCCAAGUUUGAGGAGAUAAUUACGAAAGUUGCGGAGCUGUACAUGGCUUUCCAUCCGGCGGAAAUGGGGAACAUUCCGAUGGUGCGGUUCGAUUUCUUUGCGCACCCCGAGCGCAACGGCAAAUUCUACACCUACAACGAGGGAGUCUACGGAAUCGCGGCGCAGUCCCUGCGCACCUACGAAAAGCGCGUGCAGGCCUACACGGACGAAAUGAACGGCCACAAGAUACAAACCGUGACCAGGAUAUUGUUAUCAAGAAGCAACGGUGUAGUUCUUUUUGCAUCUUGGAUUAGAAUAGGAAUUCAGCAGUUUGCCUCUAAUUGAUGGUGCAGAUGUGUGAAGAGUAAUCAAAGCGCUUGCGUUUGUUCCACAAAAAUCAUACCGCAACCACCAGAGCCGUCCUUGAACUAGUAUGAUCGCGGCAAAAUAGAUACUGACACCAAAACGAAAAGAUGAUAGCAAAAAAAUCGUUUUCCUCUCUACACUGCAACCGGCGCGAGAUGCAGAAGCGGGAGAAGAACGAGGCGAACAUGAAGAGGAAAUCGGACGAAUUACUCGAAAUCGACGGGGUCCGCGCCCAGGGCUGGCCCCUGGGGCAGAAGUACCAGAACGGCCCGCUGUACGUGGGGCGGGACGAAGUGGAGCAAGCGAAGCAAGAGGCGAAUGCCGCCGCCGAAAAGGGGAAAGUGGUGCUGGACGAGGACGCCCGGGUGUUCUACAUCGACAACUUUGCCUCCGAUGCGGAGAUGGACGCCAUCAUGCAGGCAGCCACGCCGGCGCUCGACGUCUCGCACGGGGGGUCGGUCACGGGCCGCGUCACGGAGCUGGAAGUCACCGCGCACCCGCUGCUGCGCAAAGUGGAGCUGCGAAAACACGCACUGCUGGACUUGGACAAUCACAUGCCGGGUACUAGUUCAACUUGACACGAUGUGAUGAAUUUGCAUCGCUUUUUGAUACGGUGCUUGUUCUGACCUAGCAUCGCACAUCGGUGCUGUAGUUGCAAGGGAUCAAGAUCAGAUUCAAAGAGCAAAAAAAUUAUGACGUAAGGACGAUAAACCACAAAUCCUACUACAGGCACCACCCGUGUUCGGCAGUAUUCUCCGGGUAACGGGCACCCGAUUCACACGGACUGGUGGAACAAGUACGUGGUCCCGGGGAAACCCAACAACCUGAUCGCCACCCUGCAUAUGGAACUGUCAGGAUCGAAUUUGACAAAAUCGACAAAUUUGUGAUGCAUAAAAUGCAUGACCCGAAAUACGUGUGUUGCAGAGCAGGCAAGUGAGGCCGAUUGUGAGUCUGUUUGGGGUUAGAUUUCGAGCUGCUAAAGCAGCAUGAGAGAAUCAGCCUUCUUUGCCUAAACAGCAUUACGCACUGGAUUUGGGCAGCACUACCAGAAUUUGUCAUGCGCCACUUAGAAACUGGGUUCGAACUCGAAUCCAUUUUAUGCAUGACAAAUCAUUUCGAUUUUGUCAAUUUCGAUUCUGGCACUUCCAUACUGCACUUGUUCAUGACCGACGUUGAAGAGGGCGGCGCAACCGAUUUUCCGAAACUUGGGAAAGAGGUAUUAACUUUAAAUUCACAAUAGAUAGAAGAGUGUUGCCAUCGUCGUAGCUAUUGACAAAAUGUUCGCAUGUGGCAGCUGUGCUGAGGAAUUAUGCUGCGUUAAGGUCGUGUACUACAGAGGUACAAGUGAAUGGCACUAGCUGGCUCCUGGAAGUCAAAAACAAAGCUAUCAGUUGUACCACCUUCGUUCUCCAGGUGAUUCCCAAGCGGGGCCGUUUGGCGGUGUGGUGGAGCUGCGACAAAAACGCGAAGAUCAAUCCGAUUAGCGAGCACGAGGGGAAUAUCAAGCGCAAAUAGGUCUGGGUCUGGAAAAAGCAGAGACUUGUCAUGCAGGUUUUCCAUGACUCAUGAGGUCUGGUGUGCAGGACAUAGCAUGACAGAUUCCGCGAGAUCUUUCUCGUGCCUAUUGUGCAUCAGAAACUUCUUCGAAAAAAAUUGGCCAAAAAAGGACAACCUCUGGUAAUCAUGCAACACAGAUUUUUUCACAAUCCAGAAUUAGCAUGACAAGUUUCACUGUUCUAGACCCAGACAUAUUUGCAAUCCAUAGGGAAGGAGAUUAUCCGCGGGACGAAGUGGACGGCGACGACGUUUAUUUACAAUUACAUGGACCGGUGCAUGCCGAACGUCACGAUGGACACCCCGGUGCAGGCAAUCUACCCCGACGACUUCCAGUGGCCGGCAGGGGCCGACGACCACGCACAUCCCGAGGGAUCGGAUUCGGAGGACUACGAUCACACUGCGGACGAGGACCAAGACGACGAGGACAGCGCGGAGCCGGCUGCGAGUGCUUCUACUUCACGCAAAAGUGACGACGACAAGGGUCCGGCCGGCGAGCUCCUCGAAGCGGGUCCCGAGAAAGACGUGGGCGUGGUGGUCUCGGAGGUUGCAGAAAAGAAGGACGAUAACGAUAUGUCGAAAAAGAAGGAGGACAAGAUACAAACGGAAAGCAAGAAGAACGACGCAGACAAAACUUCUGCAGAGAAGAUGAAGGAGGAGCAGCAAGCUGCCGCUUCCAAAGACCCGGCUGCUAAAAAGCAAUCCGAGAAGAUGAACGCCAGCGAAAAUAAGAAAAGCGAAAAUGACAAAUCCGCAACUUCAAAAACCGCGUCUUCCGAGGGCACGAAGGUAACGCAGAAGAAGAAGGAUGAAAAAGACCCCAGCCUGAUCGAUCCGGAGGAGAUUAUGAAAAAGAGGAGGGCGCUAUUCUGGUCACAAACGCUCCCACCCUAGAGUUGUUUAUGCAAAUCUGCAUGCUUAAAAUGUUUCUCAUGCGCGGCCCAAUGAGGAGCAACUUGUAGGUGUGUUUUCGAUUUUGUCAUGCUAUAAUCAGGAUCAGGCGGGCAAUUUGUGAUGCGGCUGCACUAGCUAGACACCAUGACAAAACUGUGGAUCCAAAGAAGCUGUCAUGCCUGACACCCAAAACUUCUGGAUUUGUCUAGCGGAUUCCCCAUUUCGAGUCUUGGGCGGGAACUUUUUUGCACAUGAUAGGCUCACAUGCAGGGCGAGAAGGUGGAAGACUCCCACGAGGGGGCUUCCGAUAGCUCCGACGCGGUGCACGAGGAAAAGCCUGCCCGGCCCAUGUUCCGCGCCGACGGCAGGGACAUCUCUGAGGUAUGCAGUGCAAAAGUAUCGUGCUAGUAUAAAUUAUCGCAUGACAAAAAAAUCCAUAUACAACAAGAAACCGGGAACUUGUCACGCAGCAUCAGGUAAGAAAGAAGAUCUGUGAUGCUUGGUUACAAUUAGAAGCACGGGUGCGAUGCUUUUGCAAAGUGCAUAAGAGGAAUCCGGCGACGAUCUGGACGACAUGGAUUCCAACGAAGGGCACUCCUCUAUGGAGCUCUCAAAUGUUACAUUCUCAACUGUUACAUGAGUUUGUAAUGCAAAAGUGGCAACAUUGAAAGGGGGGGGAGAUUGCGCUUCUUGCAUUACAGGUUUGGCGCAGCUUCUAAUGCUAUCUAGCGAGUCGAGAACUUUUCAUGCGAAGGAGCUUGAUCAUGUAGAUCCUGAUCGCCAUUUUGCAUCACAAAUUCAUGCAACAGUUGAGAGUGUAAUGAUUGAGAACGCCAUAGCCUCGCUCGAGAGCAGCGACGACCGGAGCAUCCCGGAUGUCAGUGUGCACGGCGACGCGUCGCACGGCACCGACGACCGCACCCACAAGGAACAGCGCAAGAAGGACAAGGGCUCGAGUGACGAGUUCAUGGUGGACGGGGUCCACUACCACAAAAAACACGACUACCUGGACGACCCGGACUAUGAAGGCUUGCGCGACCUCGACAGCGGCGAGCCAGGCGAUGGUCCCGACGACCGUAUCGCAUCGAAAACCAGUAGCAGCUCUUUUUGUCGAAAAAAAGGAGGAAGGUCUCUGCAUUUAUUUGCAAAAUCGUUUCGUAUGCAAAAAUUUCUUUCGGUGAAGAACAGGAAGCGGUCUUUUCGUCAUGAGCACAGCACGCGAGUUCAUGUUCAUCUCAGGUGCGAAUCGGCACUGAAAUUUUUAUUGACGCGCGUCUCUUAAUGUGCAUGAUGUCAUUCUAAAUGUUGACGAAGCUCCUGCUCAAGAUCAAAUAUCCUGGACGCGACAACCAUUAUAGCAUUACAGCACCAGCUGCCUUUAGCUUUACCUCUCUUCUGCCAGCGGCUGCACGACAACAAGCUACUAGGUUAUUUUCAACUUGAUUCAGGCCGAUGCGGAGUAUGCAAAUACCAAACUUUUGAGUCAUGGCGAGAAUAUGCGGGUCAGGAUAGUGCCGGUGAACGGGCAAAAGGGUGUGGAGCUCCCGCCCGGUUCCGUGAAGAACACGAAACCCAAUGUAGAGUAUGUUGAUUCGUCCGAUGAGGAUGAGGAUAGCAAUGCUGGUAAUCAGGACCGAAAGCGGCCACGCGACUAUCCCGAGGCAAAAAGAAAAAUUUUGAGUCAUUUCUGACACGGUCGCACACAAGAACAUGAUCCGGUUGCGAGCGUUAUGUGUUUAUGUGGCUAUUUUACCUGCGUGUAGAAGUAGAAAAUUUCUAAAGUAUGCCAUAGCCAUGCAACUGAGAAGUGACACGCGUUGAGCAAAAAUCACGAGCCGGGCUCCUGUUUCUGGUCCUUAUUAUGCGUUGCCAUUUUUCUUUUUGCGAUGAAGAUGUCGCCACCAGAACGGUUUCGUCUCCCUCCCUCAUUUGCACGAACUUGUACGACAUGACUCAAAUUUUGGCAUCUGUAUACCCUCCCGGACAGCGACUCAGAUGCGGAACACCAGCGGGGUCACCCUGACGACGACAUGGGUGGUGCCUCCGAUGACAUGUCGGAAUUAUCCAAAAAAAGAAAAAAGCUAGCACGAGUAUUUGCAAUGCAAAAAUGAAUAGAAGCAAUUUCAUGAAGAAUGCGCCUACUAUGUUGCUAAGAAAGACUAAGCAAGACAGACUUGUAGUUUGUGUAUUCAUUUUUGCACAAGUACAGAGGUGGCUUUCGCUUGUUUUAUCGGGCAUUCAAAUCCGAUGAUGAUCACGGGCGGAAGAACCACCACGAUAGCGCGGUAUCAGAAGGAAAAAUUCCCCCUCCCCACAUCGAAACGAAAUUUCUGGUGCUGGAUUUGCGUACACAAAUCAGAUUUGUCUUGCAGUAGAGGACUGCAGGCCCAUAUCGUGCCGGAGUCGAGAGGUUCUGGCCUAGGCACUUAGCAUGAGGAACGUCUAUGCCAUAGACCCAACAGCAUUACAAACCGCCUGCAUAAUGGAGCGGAGCCUGUGGCGUUGCUCUCUUGCGUCAUAGAUGCAAUUUGUGGUCACAAAUCAGCAUGGCAAAUUUUCUGAGGCGUGCCUCAUCGAUAUGGGGAGGGGGGAUUUUUCCUUACGAUACGCGGCGGACAGUGACCAUGACGAUCACCCGGAGGACGACAGUAACGAAGCGCCCAGUGGUGGCCAUGAGCACGACGAGGGCGACACGAGCGGCGAAGACCACGAAUUCAAACAAAAGAAAAAGCACGCGGAGGACGCGGGAGAACACCACUCGGAGGAGUGAAAGCAGCGGUCAGGGGUGAAACAAACAGGACACGCAGACGCACGAUGAGCUUCACAACUUCGUCAAACGUAGUAGAUUCAGUGCGACUUCUAAAAACGAAAAACGCGGACCUGCUGUGCUGGAGAAAAUUUUUUGCAGCUCCAAUUUUCCUCGUUUGCAGAAAUUCAAAUUCUACUUGUAUAUGUUUUUCGUACGUGAAAAUGAGCGGUAAUGUAAAUUUGUACUUGAUGACUUACACUUGAAAAAGUUGUUUAGCUCAAACAAUAAACCUGCAUCCAGAUCAAAUGGAGGAAAUAAUGAUCAAUCUGCAUGAGCCGAAGCUGCUUAUGCCGGUAGACGUAGAAGAUACUACUUUAGAAAUCUAUGUCACAAUGAACAAUAGGAAUAGAAGAGCCACUUACUUUGAUAGGUUUCCAAGAAUCAACCUUUGCUAAUUUUUGACUACUCUGAUGAAGACCGAUGCGAUUUCGAUUUUCUAUCUUGUUUUUCUUUCGUGUUACUCUUUAUUUUCAUUUUGCAAAAUCUCUUCCACUUGGAUUUUCCCCUUUUGCUGAAUUUACAUUUUUUUCGCUUUCGUCUAUAUGUUUUCUGCUACGUUUCCGCUCGUUCAAUUUCGCGACGCGGACAGAAAUUUGCAUUGCUUUUUAGGGAUCCCAUAGGAAGUUGCUGCUCGUGUUUAUUACUUUGCUAAGCUUCUCCUACUUGUACUUAGACUUACUUACACGAUGUGAAACCGCCAGCGGACAAAAACCAAAAAACCAAAUGUAGCUAAAGGGUUCUGUUGAAAACGGAAUUUCGGUCAAUAUUUUCAUUUUGCUGCGAAAACGAUCUCAAGG